CACGUCCUGGAGGUCGCGGUCUGACGCGACCCGCGACACCACGGUGUCCUGAAGACGCUUCCCAGCCGCGUGUUCCAUGGGUCGCCGACUCGCUCGCUCUCGCUCUCUCUCUCUCUCUCUCUUCCUCUCUCUUUUGGCGUUCCUAACCUCCUUCUCGCGCGUUCGUAUCCGGAGCGACUUAUGAUCGUCGUAGAUCACGAUCUCGUUACUUAAUUCAUCGCGGGUCAUCUCGCUUCCCGAAGGACGUGGACGAUCUCCCGUCACUCGGAGCACAAUUGAUCCGAAAUCGUGUCGACGAAAUGCCCACCUCCACCUAUGGCCUAUCAAUAAUGUGUCGCUCCGUCCUGAUUCUUGCGUGAAAUUCAAUAAUAAAGAAAGACACGAGAGAGAUCGGUGGGCUCGUUUAUUCCGUCCUCUGCUUUCUUCCUUCCUUCCUUUCCUGCGAGAAACGCCAUAUGGUCGUGUGUCGAAAACAAUUCCACGUUGAUAGCGUAUCUACACGCGUGAGUCCGUCGUGGCCGCGUGCAUCCCUCUGUGUUCGUGCUAAUACGUGCACGCGUGUAUCACAAAAUACUGUGAUAGUCUGAUCGGCACUGCUAAGAAAAAGGAUGUACCGUGCAAGUGAUUAUUCGCUUGCGGCAUGGAAAAUGGCUUCAGGGUGUACAAUUGUGACCCGCUGAAGGAGAAAGAGAGGCACGAUUUCAGCGAUGGGGGUCUCGGCUACGUGGAGAUGCUCUUCAGGUGUAAUUAUUUAGCACUGGUUGGCGGCGGAGCCAAACCGCUGUAUCCCACAAAUAAAGUUAUGAUAUGGGACGAUAUAAAGAAGACGCCGGUAAUCACCUUAGAAUUUAACGCGCCGGUAAAAGGCGUGAAAUUGCGGAGGGACAGGAUAGUGGUAGUGUUAGAAGGCGUUAUAAAGGUUUACACAUUUACACAGAAUCCACAGCAGUUGCACGUAUUUGAGACUAACCCUAAUCCACGUGGAUUGUGCGUUUUAUGCCCCAAUAGUAAUAACUCUCUACUUGCCUUCCCCGGUCGGAAGAACGGUCACGUUCAAGUUAUAGAUCUGGCCAACACCGAAAAGCAGCCCUUGAAUAUAGAAGCGCACGAGACGCCUUUAUCUUGCAUAGCUUUAAAUCUGCAGGGCACCAGACUGGCCACUGCCUCCGAGAAGGGUACUUUGAUAAGGGUAUUCGAUACGCAAAACGGCAACAUGAUCAACGAGUUGAGGAGAGGAGCGAAUCACGCGAACAUUUAUUGCAUAAACUUCAAUCACGACUCCACGUGGUUGUGCGUCGCCAGCGAUCACGGCACCGUGCAUGUGUUCGCCGUCGAAGAUCAAAAGCUGAAUCGCCAGUCUAGCUUAGCGUCCGCCACGUUCCUGCCAAAGUACUUCAGCUCGAGCUGGAGCUUCUGCAAGUUUCAAGUGCCGGGCGGGCCACAGUGCAUGUGCGCGUUCGGCCAAGAUAACAAUAGUAUCAUAGUGAUAUGCGCAGACGGUAGUUAUUACAAGUUCGUAUUCAACAACAAGGGUGAAUGCACGAGAGACUUUUACGCACAGUUCCUCGAACUGACCGACGAGAAAAUGUGACUAGAGGACACGACGGCGGUCCGGUAUUAAGAGCACCGCACGGAGACGACUCUCCCUCUCUCUCUCGUGUUACUUCGUUGUUGUCAGUUGUCACCGGCCGCCGAGUGAAGAGAUCGAGGUUACUGGGCGCAAUGACACACGUGCUGUUCAUGGAGAAUACGACUCGGUGAGAUAUUCGUUACAGAGGAUACAGAUCUAUGAGAAACGUCCGCUUUCGGACGAUAUAUGAUAGAGGACCAAACGAAGAGUUCUAUUGAUUGUUAGUGAUGCCGAUAUAUCGUUGAUGUGUUGUGCGCGGCUUUCCGGCGAGCACGGAGACGCGUGACCGACGACGAAACGUCGCGAUGAUUCGUCUCCUUGUAACGGAAAACGUCGACAAUGAGAGGUUUAACGCGCUGCGAGAAACGCGUCGUAGGACGCCCAGCGCACCAACGAACGCGUCGAAACGGAGAUCGCGUCCGCGAACGAAUCUGUUACACGAACCUACCGCCGACGCCUAUCGAUACAGAGGAGCGAGUUUUUUUUUUCAACGCAACAAACGAAGGGAAUGUCCGCGGGUGACAUCUCGUUACCGCCGGGGAACAUCGCGAGUUACUCGUUGGCGUGUGAUACUCAUCUUUUUUCUUACACUUUAGAUAAGGACGCUGCGCAAUUAAUUGAGAAAUCAAACGUUGGCCAUAAAUAUCAUCGCGACUCCGAGAUACAGCUGAUCAUAUUUCGUUCUCGCUUGCGUGAAAAGCCUUGCAAUGCAAAUCACGUGUCCAUAUCAGCGCUGUCAUGUUCGAUUAUUCGGGCAUCCCGAGUCUUUCAGUAACUGAGAGUACGGUUAAUUUCAGACGUUAUAAAGUUAUUGAUUUUUCUAACGAUACGGAUGAUAAUGCCGUCUGAAAUUAAGUUUUCUUCAGGAAUUUACUCAGCCUGACGUUUACUCAGUUACUGAAAGAUUCACGUGCCCGGAUAGUCGAAAUUGACCGUACUAGUCCCUAUUGCAGGGUUGGCAAAAUUCCGGAUUUUUUGGAUAAAUGGUGAAAAUCGAUAUUUUCCAGAAAAACUGAUCACGAAUAAACGAUAAAAUAAAUAGAAAACGUUUUUAUCGAUAUUCUAAUUCACAGGCAGUCCUAAAAAGACCUAGCUAUGAUUCCACGCGCAAGAAUCUGCACGUAAAAAAACAAGUAAAACAUGCACGAUCAUAUAUUCACACUUCUAUGAAUCUUUUCACACAGAUGUGUUAAUUAUUACGCUUUUAUUGUUUGCUGGUGAGAUCAUUUAACAUGAGUAAUUUGAAAAAUGUAUCAGGAGGAAGACACAAAAACGCUAUAUGGGCGUUUGCUUUGUAUUCUGUUCUAUUGUUAACGUUAAUAGGCAGAAAUGUAUUGCUUGUGGAAUAUUAAUAUGUGUAAAAUUCCACGACCGAAACAGCAUCCUCAAAGGUGUAAUAACGUUAAAGUAAACGUAUACGCAAACCAGAUUUAUGCUGGCAAGAAUUUUUAAUAUUAUACUAUUGUUUUUUCUCCAUUAAUCCAAAAACUGAUAUAAAAUCGAGUGACAUUUAUAUCUUCCAAGUUUUUGUCUUAAGAACUUCACAUAUUUUACACGUCAAUUUUAAUUAAAACAGACUUUUUUAUCAUACUGGUUUCGAUUUUCCUUAAAUCAUAACGAUCGAUAGGAUUUACUAAUUAAAGCGGAAAUAUCUCUUUGCAUAAAGUUACAUAAAUAUAUUUUAGUAUUAUAUAUUAGUCUUUUUUAUAGUUUUAUAGUUGUAGUUUUUGCCAGUUUAUUCCACUAGAUAGAGUCCGAGACAGUUAGAACUGGAAUUUAUCAUGGGUUUUCCGCUUAUUGGAAUUUUCCGGCCAACCCUGUCUUACUGGAUCACGUGUUUUCCUAGAUACAAAAGAAACGUAUUUCUUUCGUUUGACGCGCAUCAUCGAAAAAUCCGAGAAUUUCUCGACGACUUUAUGUAAAUCAUCAUUGCAAGUACAUUGCGUUUCGUGACUAUUCAACGAACAUGCGCGCUCGUUCGUCCCCGUUUGUUUCAUAAGCCGAGAAUACACCAUGUAUAAACAUAUACAUAUAUACAUGUAUACUUAUUG
Messenger RNA from Dinoponera quadriceps, 3681 nucleotides. RefSeq names its product WD repeat domain phosphoinositide-interacting protein 3. The transcript has 6 exons. Gene Ontology annotation, cellular component: extrinsic component of membrane; phagophore assembly site membrane; cytosol. Gene Ontology annotation, biological process: nucleophagy; autophagy of mitochondrion; protein lipidation. The record is from RefSeq and is a predicted model, not a curated record. Lineage: Eukaryota; Metazoa; Arthropoda; Insecta; Hymenoptera; Formicidae. The coding region runs from base 641 to 1591 and encodes 316 amino acids. Gene Ontology annotation, molecular function: protein binding; phosphatidylinositol-3-phosphate binding; phosphatidylinositol-3,5-bisphosphate binding.